GACGGACGCCAGGGCGCGACGACCUGAGGUUCUGGCUGCGAUGGUCCACGCAUGAUGGCCAUGCUCCAGCCAUCUCGGCGCGGCGGGGCAAGAUGGGCGCUGGGCCUGAUCGCUGCGGCGGCCUUGCUCCUGGGCACGCAGGCAGCCUUGAGCUUCACCAGCGGCUACACCCCGCAAGGAUCCGCGCGUGAGUGCUCGAGCAUUGCUCUGGGUGCCAAGAAGCGACUCACAUGGACUGUGAAGCAGCGGCAGAAUGCUGAAUACAAGGCACGCCAUCCGCCGCCAGCUAUGACAAACAAGGAGCGCAAGCGCCGACUCCUGAAGAUUGAUCUCUUCCGGCGCGAGGACCUGAUGCUGACUGAGAAGUACCUGUACAAUGAUCCGCGGGACGCAAGGUGGCAGUGGGAUAUUGACAAGACUCGUCAAUACAUGGACGAGCAGGCCACACUGGUAGAUGAUAUCAAGAGGAAGAAGCUUACAAGCCGUGAAGACUUGAAUCUGCCGCUGCCGCCCACGGAUUUGAAGCUGACGGCGCUGGCGAAGAUCUCCCGCAGCAGCGCCGCGCAGGCCUCCAAGGAACAGGCAAAGAAGAAGGAGAGUGAGGAGAAGAAGCCGAAGGUUGUGAAGGGCCAGAAGUUCGAGGACCCGGAUUUGACCGACGUGGACAUUGACUUCAUGAACUACAAGGGGUUGGUGAUGUCAAGACGACAGAAGGCUCAAUACGCUCUACGCGCUCAGAGGCGAAAGAAGCAGGAGAGAAGGCGGUGAGUGGCGGUGAGCUGCAACGCCGGGGAAGCGCCGAGGCAUUGGCGAUGUCUUCACAGAUGGAAGCAUUUGCGGCUCGUUUUCUUCGCAGCCGGCGCUUGCUGAACUUCUGGCGUCCCGCUUUCGCGUUUCACUCCAGUGGCUGUGCGAGCCAAUUUUACACGCUUCCAGCGGAGAGGCC
Messenger RNA from Effrenium voratum, 946 nucleotides. The record is from the annotation of a GenBank genome assembly. Lineage: Eukaryota; Dinophyceae; Suessiales; Symbiodiniaceae.